GCAAUGAAGUAAAUCUUUAUCGCACAUAUAUAAAAGCUACGUUUGUAAUACCAUGUCUUAUUAAGGUAGCAAGAUGGUUGAAACCGUUGGCGCGCGCCCUGGUCAAUAUGACCGUCUUUUGCGCUCGAGCAUACACAAAUCGUUGAAUCUGUUUGCUGGCGAGUUUGGAGCACUUCCGUAUAAUCCAUUGGAUGGGUUUACUCGGCGUCGUCUCUCAUGCAAGAUUUUAGAUGAGUAUGGACCGGUUCUAAACUACGUACCUAAGGUAGCUCCACGCCAAUCGCAAAGUGGUCCCGUCAACACAAGUGCUAACAAAGAUGCGCCAUUUACAAUAAAUGUGCGGAAGGCUAAGACACCUACUGCUGAAGUGGUUGACGGCUUACACGCUGCUUUGGCAAGUACUCAUGCUAACGUUAACAAGUUACCUUAUUUGGACGCUACUGUAUCUGAUGAAGUACAUCUAGGCAUUGUAAGAAAGCGGUCGAUGUUGGCAAUCGACGAUUCCGAUUCAGCUAAAAGACGUGAAACCUUGGCUCUUAGCGUUGUAGUAGAUGGUUCAUCACCGGUGUCUAAUUCCAUGGGCUCAUAUUUCCGUGAGACCAUUUCCUCAGGACACGCUAUCGCACCUCUUGCUAUAAAACCAAAGCGGGAUACUAUUCGUCGUCAUCAGCCGAAGUGGCAUCCUCCAUGGAAGCUAUAUCGCAUGAUCGUGGGUCACCAGGGUUGGGUCCAUUGUGUAUCUGUGGAUGUAUCUAACCAGUGGUUUGCCACUGGUAGCUCUGACAGACUAAUUAAGAUUUGGGAUUUAGCAACUUGUCAGCUAAAGCUGUCUCUUACUGGUCACAUCAAUGCAGUGCGUGACUUGAAGAUAUCUGACCGUCAUGCUUACUUAUUCAGUUGUGGUGAGGAUAACACCGUCAAAUGCUGGGACAUUGAGCAAAAUAAGGUAAUCCGUAGUUACCAUGGCCAUUUAUCUGGUGUAUAUUGUUUGGCGUUACAUCCAGCAUUGGAUGUCCUUUUCAGCGGCGGUCGUGAUGCCGUCGUGAGGGUUUGGGACAUUCGAACAAAGGAAGCAGUUCAUGUAUUAUCCGGUCACAGUGGCACUAUCAUGAGUCUAGUUUCACAAAAUUCCGAGCCUCAGGUUAUAUCUGGAUCACAGGAUAAAACAGUUCGGUUGUGGGACUUGGCGGCAGGUAAAAAUAUAGUCACCUUGACCAACCACAAGAAAAGUGUGCGUGCUCUUGCUGUACAUCCAACUGAAUACACGUUUUGCAGUGCUGGUGCAGAUAAUGUAAAGGUAUGGAAAUGUCCGGAAGGCGUUUUUAGCCGCAACCUGAGCGGCCACAACUCAAUAUUAAACUGUGCUGCAAUUAAGGACGACGGAGAAUCUUCAAUGUUAGUUGCGGGUUCUAACAAUGGACAGUUACAUUUUUGGGACUGGGAAACUGGUUACAAGUUCCAAACUCUGGAAAGCACGGUACAAAAAGGAUCCUUGGAGAGUGAGAAUGGCAUUUUCGGUUGUGCGUUCGACAUGAGUGAAACUCGGCUAAUAACGGCUGAAUGUGACAAAACUGUGAAGAUAUGGAUUCAGGAUCCGGAUGCCACGCCAGAAACACACCCGGUGGUAUGGAAGCCAGAGGCUUCACUUAAACAAUACUAACCUUUUAAUAUAUACGGUGAUAUUAGGUGUAAAAA
Molecule: messenger RNA, 1695 nt
Organism: Babesia bovis T2Bo
Lineage: Eukaryota; Apicomplexa; Aconoidasida; Piroplasmida; Babesiidae
Product: WD domain G-beta repeat family protein
Exons: 1
Coding region: 74-1660 (528 amino acids)
Biological process (GO): mRNA splicing, via spliceosome
Cellular component (GO): precatalytic spliceosome; catalytic step 2 spliceosome; Prp19 complex
Molecular function (GO): protein binding
Source: RefSeq, a predicted model, not a curated record